Molecule: messenger RNA, 3399 nt
Organism: Rhipicephalus sanguineus (brown dog tick)
Lineage: Eukaryota; Metazoa; Arthropoda; Arachnida; Ixodida; Ixodidae
Exons: 10
Coding region: 250-927 (225 amino acids)
Molecular function (GO): odorant binding
Source: RefSeq, a predicted model, not a curated record
CCCGGGACGAGGCCAAAUGCAGCUGCCCGCGAUCAGCGGCCCAGCAUUUGCCGUUAGAGACUGGACCAGCCAGUCGACCCGUUCCUGCCGCUCCUGCUGCCCAAAAGUUCGUCUGCUCCCGCACCCUUUCAGCAAUAGCGGACGACACAAUCGCGGCUUCGCUCCAUCGCCGUACAUAUAUAGUGCCAGACCGGUGGUCAUCGUCGAUUGUUUUCUCGAGGAUCAUUCCCAGGAGUCCGCUGAGCAGUCAUGCGGGAUCAGCUGUACCACGUGGUCCUUCUAGUCACGUUCUCCUGGCUUGGCUCGGCUGUAGCUGGGCCCCUCGAGAAGCCGGAGAAAGGCGAUAAGGAAGGCAGCAAGCAAACGAUCCAGGAAUUUUUCACAUCCGACUGGGGAGCAUGCGAACCUCUAAAGAACCCACUUGUCAUACCAGAGAUGAGCGAUCCCCAAACAUGGAUUCGGUGUCAGAAGCACCUUCCUGAGCACCCCAGUGAUAUCGAGGAAUACCUCCCGAGGCUUAGCAGAUGUAUGCUCAAAAGCACGGGUUGGGUUCGAAGCAACGGCAACAUGAACCUAAGCAAAUACCUUCAGUACCUCAGUCUCCUCGGUCUUGACAAUGAGACAAUGGAUAGCACGCGGGAGGCCCACAAAGGAUGCAUUUCAAAAGCGUACAAGGAAACAGACUUCAAAACUCAGGACAAGCUCUACGUGGAAUGCAUAUUCAAGCACUUCACAAAGGUGUGCGGGCCAAACUUUCAAGGGGCAGUAAAGGAAGGUUACAUCGUCGGCAUUACCCAGUUGAGCUUCAUGCCAAGGAUGGGCCCGCUGGAAGUAGUCGAUGACGUCGACGAUGACGACGUCGUGGAGACGCCGCCCGAAGAAACCGCGCCACGUGCCUUCAACGAAACCACACCUAUCGAACCAUGAACAUGAAGCUUCAUUCUUUUGCACAGUUUGCGAAUAUAUCGCGUAGAUUAGACGACGAUAGAUGUAGCUGUUAGAGAACCGAGUCGUAUAACCGAUUGGUUUUCUGAUUACGGACCACUAAAGAGAAACACAUAAUCAGUUUCGAAUCGGUAAUGUCUUCACACGUGUUAAAUUUGCGGUACGACGCUUAAGGGGGUACUGACACCAAUUUUCGAAGCUGAGUUUACUCCGUCGUACAGAUCUCCUGUACACAGAGAUGGCUCUGAGCAAGUGUGAAGAUCAGUAAAUGCUGAUUAAGAUAUUUUAUUUUGAUAUUAAAGUCAAUAUUCUCACGGCGCACCCACUGACAUCAACACUAGCGAGACGUGAGCGUAGUGUCAAUUCUGGUGGCUUGACACGCUAGUAUGGCUAGUUGCGAUGACGUCAGGCACCAAAACAUACAAAUGGCCGCUUGCGCGUCGCGAAAAAUCAUUCAAAAUGGCCGCUUGUGCGUCACCAACGGAGCCACGCAGCUACAGUGGCUAGCGGAGCUGCCUUGGAAGCGUCGCAUCUUGCGCGGUCAUGCGACGAGAUCCUGCUGAGUCGUGGCGUCAGGGUGCAGUAGAAAAACCAAACUAGCUUUUAAGAACAUGUUGUAAUUUAUUUCGCAGGACUCUGUCACGCUCACCAGUACCUUUUAUAGGCUCUUCAGGACUUGGUCCUGAAGACGCAAAAAAAAAAAAAAAAACGACAACUAAACAUUUUCGCGUCAGUACGCCUUUAAUAAUACAUAACAGGAAAUGAAGCACGAGUUUUAUUAAUUCGUUUCGGAAGAACGUAUUUAUCGGCCUCGUUCACCCAUUUUUUUUUUUUUUUUGCAGUGGUUAUGAAUACGAUAAUGGCGACUUCUGGCAGAAAUUGACCACCGCGUCUAUACUCGCGCAUGGAUAAUGUUGGCAAGCCUCGGCCACCAUUGGCUAACAGUGGCUACCGAUUAUUAUUAGGGGAGAGUUCGUCUUUAUCUUUUCUCAAUCUGAAGUUUACUUGCGUAUUACUGUAUGAAACCCCACCGCUUGUACAUGACAUCAAAAAUAUUGAAGAUAUGAAAUAGGUGAACAUAUAUGUCUGAGAUGUCAAAGUAUUGUCUUGUAUUCGAGCCUCUUGUGAUAGCAAUGCAAAUGUUCCCGAAGCUUGCUAUAUGUGGUCCAUUGGCUUCAUUAGAAUAGAUUGUAGUGCGUCUAUGCUGGUAGCAAGAAAAAUACAGGGCAGGACAGCACAGACACUGUGGAUAUAUUCGACGACGCAGCAUAUGUUGGUAACGACACUUAAAGGUGACGUUGUGGUUUAGCUACCGUUUUUCGUUUUUUUUUAAUUUUUUUGCCUUAUCAAUUUUAUACCCUCAGCAGUGAGUGGCUUCCUUAUCGCCGUUGUGGAACCUUAAUAUAGUAAUACAGCUCAAAUAAUUUGUUUAAGUCUCAUUUUGUGUCGACUGGAAUGUUGAAUUGCGUAUUGAGAAACCGAAAUGAAGGUAUCAGAACUACGUUACCCUGAAAAGUUUCAAUCUGUACAGCCGCACGUGCAUAUUCACGGUAUCGUAAGCUACCGUCUUUAAUAUCUCUUUUAUUGAGGUACAAUAUUUCUUGCACUGUCCACGUGGAUCACGUACCCUAAUCACUGAAUGAAACGCCUUCAGCUUCAGCACAAGCCCAAUAUCGUCAUUAUCAAUUUCGUUCAUUAAAUGAUCAGUAUUACAAGCUAAUAAGAGCUAUAUAGAUCUCUGUGUUUGAUUUGCUCUCGGAUCAUCGGGAAAUACUCAUUAACAUGGACUCCUCAUGCUUGGGAGAAGUGGGCACGAGUUAACUGCACCACAGCAAUUUACAUUAUUUCAGGAUCAGGAGUUGUCUCAUUCUGCAGCACUAUUUGUACAGUCUCGUUUCACCAAAUGCCUUUAUACUGAACAUUUCGAAAGAUCAAAGACUUUGUAUGUACAGCUUCAGCCACUUUGUUUGCUUGUGAGCAUAGAAUGCUGUUGAAUCAUUAACAAUAAGCGAGAUAUCACGAUUCAACGCAACGCUGCAGUCAGCACCAUGCACCGUUUGCUUACUCCUGAAGGAUUACUCGUGUACGUUAAGCCUAGACACAUCGUAAAUUCAUGUCAUUGCAUAUGACACUUUAGGAAAUUCAUGCUUUGUCAUUACAUCACCGUGCGGGACCAUGACAGAGCUUCAUCGAGCUCAUAUGAGAAAGUGUCGCGCUGAAAGAAAACGAUCCCAUAGUUUUCUUUAUUGUCACUUUAUAAUUUCCGAUAGAUUAGGUUAUAGAGCGCUCACAACUUGUUUGAAAAAGGAAAAAAAAAAAGCGCGCUUUAACGCUGGUAACGCUAAAAUUGCGACCGAAUUCACUUUUCAUCUGAUAUGACAUGAAGCUGCCCAGACAACAAAAGUCAGUGAUUGGAUAAUGCACAAAACACGUGAUUCAACAAUAAAAAGAAUU